UUGCCACCGCGAAAUCCCAUUCAAGAAGACCAGAGACAUUCGGCGAAAUGCGAGGCAGGUUCGUCGGCAGCUGGCGAGUUUCAGUUUUUCAGUUGCUAUUCAAUCGCCUCCGUGAGUAAACGUAUUGCUGCGAGACGUCUCGCGAGUCUGGGUCUAACCGUACUGCCUAGGGCUAAAGUGUGUGCUCUUCGAGGGUGAUUCUGGACGUUUGGUUUGGUUCUGGUGAAGUGGAAGUGUUGAAGGACGUUGUGGUAACGUCACGGUGACUCCUGUGCGACCUUUUGGUGAAAAUUGCGAGUGUGCCAGAUUUUUUUUUUUUAAUUCAAAAAACGGUUUGUGCUUAAGGAGAAAGAGGUCCAAUUGACUUGUGCAUUGGAGAUUUAAUUGAACAAAACUGUGGCUUUUUUGUCAUCUGCCGAAGGUUUCUGGCUAUAUACAGUGUUUGUGCCUUCUGUCGAUUCGCAAUUGCUGAUUGGGUUUUGCGGUGUUGAGACAAAAGCUGAAGAAUCUCCAUCUGAGAAACUGUUGAUUAUGCAAACUUUGGAAGAAAUCUGAGGACAGAUUCUUCAAAGUAUUUCCAUAGUUUAUGAUACCUUGGAAGAAAUUUCUCCGCAAUUUUAGAAUCGCAUGAGGAUCGUCAAUUUGUGCCAUUUGUUGGAGAAUGUGACGAAAGAGAAGGCAUCUAUUUUGUGCAAAUAAGACGAUCACUGUGCGUCUCUAAUUAACCUUUGGCGUCGCGUAAUUGGCCCACGGUUGGCAUAAUGGGAACAAAAUCACCGGGAACACCGCAGAGAUGCCGCCUCAUCCUCAACCAGUGUCUGGCCAUUCAACUGAGUCGUCCCGGAAAUACACCAGAAGACUUUUGGAUGUACGAUUCGGGCUACAUGAUAUUCCAGAACUUCCUCGCUGCAAAUGCCCAAUGCUGGUGGAAUGGGCCUCUGACUGCUGCCACAAGAGCCCUCAAGUAUAUCGGACACGUCUCUCCUGGAAUCCUACUCGUGACGGCGGAACCUUGUGCCUUGGAGGUGUUACGAGGCGCUUAUGCCAGGAGUGUCUUGAAACCACCCCCAACCUAUGUCAUCAGCUCUGUCGGCGACAUUGAUGACUGCAUUCUUACGCCAAUCGUCAAGGGGCAGUUUACACCCCUACCGGAAGCCCUCUGCGACGUCAUCAUGGAUCUCACAUCCCAAGGACAAUCAGCCACAAUUGAGAAUGUGAAGAUAAAGCUAACAAUUAGGUUUCCUCAUAUGCAAACACCUUCCAUUGAAGUGAUCUACGACACUCUUGUUCAGUUGAUGCAGGAGAGAAAAAUCUACCAAACAGCAAAGGGAUACUUUAUCGUAACGCCAGAACGUCGAAGAAGUCGAUCUCGACCACGGGAUCAUCGAUCUUUGGACGAAACUUACGAAGAUGAACCUCAAGAAGCACGGACCAUUCUUCUAACCAAUUCCGAGGCCCUUCACAAUCUCUAUGGAGAGAUAUCUACAGAGAGGGAUGGCGACUUGACUCACCAAUGCAUUCAGACUAAUUUGGCGGAUGUUAUCUGCGGUGGGAAUCCCAAUGACAAGAUUAUGUAUGCAAGAAGUUCCAAGCGUCGAAGUGCCUCAUUUCCAGCACCAAGAAGUCUCGAGAGGCGCCACAGUAUGAGACUUUUUGGCUCCUCCAAACGACUUCAGAGAUGUUCCUCAACAAGAAGCCUCACGAAGACGUACGCCCUGACUGUGACAGCCGAUAGCAGCAGCUCGGAGAACCAAAGCACAGACUCCUCGUCGCCGAAGAAGGGCUCUCUGCUGUCACGACUCUUCCGGCGCAGUGGUCGAUCGAAGCAGCGUCAGAUCGAGACUUUCUCAGCACAAUUUCCGCCUCUGGAGUGGUUUAACUCGCGCGCCGUUCACCUUCACAGUGUUGGCACGCAAACCACUGAUCACGAUGUCCCGAUGACGCACACUCUGUCCAAUUCGACAUUUUACGACGGAUCGGAGCUGAGUCAGCGAUCAUCCACCCUGCCUCGACGCCAUAGGCGACACAUGUCCAGUGAGUCCACCUUCCUCAUCUGGUCACGGGACUGCUCACCGAUCAGACGGCGAUCACCGGCCUAUUGCAGUGGCAGCCUCCCUAGAUCCACACAUUCAAUCCCGUCGUCAGUCAAGCCUACGGCAAAGUCCCUAGCGUCCAAAAGCGUCCUCGAUGAACAGAAUCAACGGGCAAAGACGAAACAGAGGAUCGACAGCGAUCCUCGACACUUCAGACACCUCCACAGCGGACCAUCAAGUAUCGAAAGUGGGAAAACGUCCCUCCUCUCCGGACCCUCGAGCAUCGACAGCGGGAAAAUGACCCUAAGUCGAACAAGUGGACACUCCAGCCUAGACUCACAAGCUUCGACAACUUCAACACGACCUCCCAAGGUGAGCAUUUCUCCAAGAUCCUCACCCAGCCAUCAGAAAGUGAAACCCCACCUGCGUCAAACAACAUCAACGGGAAGUUCAACGAAGGGUGAAGAGGUACCUGUGAGCCGCGUUACCAGCUCUACGUCCAACAACUCCAUCACUCUUCAAGUUACCACAUCGGGGAAUGUCGCAACACCACCCAGCACCAAGAUCUUCGUGCAGAAUUCACCUGUUCGCAGUGUGAUCACACUGGAAAACGGUAAACUCUGCGACAACCCCAAUGUGUUCAUCAUAAACAAUGAGACUGUGAAGAAUGCCAAUGGAGAACUCAUCCAGAGGCACCUCACGAAGAUCCCUCCACCUCUGGAGACUCAGUUCGAUGACUCCGAAACUGGGGAUUCCCUGUCACUGAUCAGCGAGAAUUCACCAAAUUCCAGUGUUACACCGCUCAUCAAUGAGAUCCUAGAUGCUGAGAGCACAAAGUUCACCAAGAACGUCAAUAAUGACGCAACAAUGAAUAACAGCCGCAAAAUGGGAAACCUCGGUACUCAAAACGGCAGUAACAUUGUGUACAAGAACGUUCUGAAGAGCAAUGAGUCUGACCCUACGUCUCCCGUAAACAAUAAAAACGUCUUCAGGUUUAGUGACGAAGUGGCAGGAUCAAUGGGAAACCUGAGAAUCGUAGACAAACUAAAUUCCCACUGCGAUCUCAAGAAUCUCCAGAUUGACCGGAAAGGUCUAACUUCGAGCCCUGCCAUUAAUACCGACUCCCUGGCGCACAUUCUGCAGAAGAAUAUCGUGGCAGUGGGAAGUGAACCUAACCUCGUUGCCAAGAAUACCGAGUGCAAGAAAGUCCUAGACAAGAGCAAUAUCGACAAAGAGCCCCUAGAUCGGCGAUUGAGCCUAUCGAAGGAAACCGCAGGGACCACGUCCGGAGACUUGUACAAUUUUCCCAGUCUCACAGAUCUGAGCUUCAACUUCACAUCGUUGGCCGCUCAGAAGAUCCUCCAGGGCGUCAGUAUCAACAGCAUCGACACACUCGUGGAGCUCAAUAUGGCCAAUACACAGGACAAGAGCAAAUCUAGCCACCUACCUUCCCUCUGCACAGACUACGGCAUGAUCUGAGCUAUCCACGAUCCCACGACCAAGUGCCAAAUGCUACAUCUAUAUAUAAAUAUAUACAAAAAAUUCUAAUGCGUAUUCUAACUGUACUCUCGCAGACGAGGAGAGACCAACUAAUCCCAUAACCUCGUAGAAUAUUCCUCAAUACUUAUGAAAUUUAUAUAACUCCUUUUUAAAUAUUAUUAUGAAAUGUAUAAAAAUAUAAACCAUGGAGGUUAAUUUGCAAUUAAGUAGCACUAAUUACUAAUAAACUUAUUAAAUACAAGCUUCUCUACAUUUAUACUGA
Molecule: messenger RNA, 3795 nt
Organism: Phlebotomus papatasi
Lineage: Eukaryota; Metazoa; Arthropoda; Insecta; Diptera; Psychodidae
Gene: knockout
Exons: 12
Coding region: 762-3512 (916 amino acids)
Biological process (GO): positive regulation of transcription by RNA polymerase II
Cellular component (GO): nucleus; cytoplasm
Molecular function (GO): DNA-binding transcription activator activity, RNA polymerase II-specific; RNA polymerase II transcription regulatory region sequence-specific DNA binding
Source: RefSeq, a predicted model, not a curated record